Messenger RNA from Adineta ricciae, 1224 nucleotides. Lineage: Eukaryota; Metazoa; Rotifera; Eurotatoria; Adinetida; Adinetidae. The record is from the annotation of a GenBank genome assembly.
AUGUCAACCAUCGAAAAAGGAUUGUCAGUGUUUCGGAACAAAAAUGACGAUGAAGAUAAUCUUUUGGCAAAUAAAGCUGUCAAAGUUUAUGUUCGGCUUAUGUUUCUUCGUAUAGGUGAAAUCGAUACUUUGAAUGAAAAGUACCAAGCUCAAGCAUCUAUCGAAGCACGUUGGACAGUUGAAACGAAUCGAAUACUAUCAAUUCUUUCAUCGGACGAGCAAAAACGUUUAACAGAGGGAAAGUCAGUUUCACUUCUCAAAUAUGCAGAAUUACACUGGCAUCCACAGCUCUACAUCGAAAACGCACUUGGCGAUUUGAAAGAACAGAUCAGGUAUACUGCCAAGAAACCGAAGGAAGAUAAUCAAAUCUACGUCUGUGAACAUCGUGAUAUCAAAGGGCUGUUCUGGGAGAAACUUGAAUUGCAUCAUUUUCCAUCUGAUGUUCAAGAUCUGUCUAUCUCAGUUGCAUCGAUGUUGUACAAUGACCGAGUUAUUCUGCUUCCUGAUGGUGAUCGGAAGAGUGGAGUGAAUCGGGAAGCGUUUGUCGAUCAGCAGGAAUGGAAUUUAUAUUCCCAUGUUGAUACACAACAAAGAUAUGUAACAGAAUUUCUUCUUCACGAUAGUGACGAUGAGGAUGAUGACAACGAUCGAAGACAAUGCUUCCACAAUUCGGAAGAUCGAAAACGAUCCAUAUUAACAGUAACUUGCCAUGCAGCUCGUCAAUCGAACUAUUUCUAUUGGAACGGUUAUUGUCUCAUCUUACUAAUCACUCUAAUGUCAUUCUGUAUAUUUGCAGUUCCACCAGAUCUAACAGCCAAUCGCAUUCAAACAUCAUGCACGUUGCUUUUAACAUCCAUUACAUUCCGUUGGACCGUCAAUCGAUCACUUCCAACGAUUUCCUAUCUGACUUCAAUGGAUAAAUAUGCAAUUUUAUGUAUUUUUAUUCUGGUCACUCUUUGUAUUUGGCAUGCUUGUUUGGGCUCAUGGAUAUUUGUCUACACGCCUAAUUUUCGUACGACCCAAGAUCUAUGGCUUAUUCAUCUUGAUCACUGUGUGUUUCUCGGCGCAAUUAGUGUCUUGAUAAUCAUUCAUAUAGUUCUCCUAACAUGGCUUUAUUACGUUCCAUUGAAAUGUCGUCGGCAAAUGGCCGAGAAAGACAUCGAGUAUCGACAAUCGAUUCGUAAGGAGGGAAACAAUAUGAAAUAUUCGCCUUUAGUCAUAUAA